Canis lupus familiaris (dog) is the source of this 1434-nucleotide messenger RNA. Its product is annotated as olfactomedin-4-like. The record is from RefSeq and is a predicted model, not a curated record. Bases 1 to 1434 code for a protein of 477 amino acids. NCBI's taxonomy places the organism in Eukaryota, Metazoa, Chordata, Mammalia, Carnivora, Canidae. Gene Ontology annotation, biological process: signal transduction. The transcript has 7 exons.
AUGCAGCCUGCCCUGGCCCUCACAGUACCCUUACUGCUGCUGCUCCUGGUGCUCCCAGGACAGCCUCAGAGCCUUGAGGAAGAGUUUACUCCCAGCUCUGUGAACUGCGGCCAGAGCCAGCCAGAAUAUAAGCUGGUGAAAAGUGUGCCAGGUUCUGAGGAUGAAGAUGGCCUGUGCCACUGUAUAGUUCACCUGUCCAACAAUCUCAUUCCACUGAAGCAGCUGGAGCAGCUACAGAGUAUAGCCCAGGAACUCAUGGACAAGUACAAUCAGGGGCUAUCCAGGGAGACCCCAAACUACAGCCUGCUACGCCUCGAACUGGAGGGAGCACGGAAGUUGGUGGACCAACUUAUGGCCAAAGGAGAAGUCUGUGAGGCUGAGAACCUCCUCUCUCAACUCCAGAGCCAAGUGGCUAAUGCCAGCCUCACACUCAAGCUUCUGGCUGACUCUGACCAACGUAGCCUCUGUGCUUUCCGCCAGAAGGUGGAUGUCCUUGAGGGCCGGCUAAGUGAGUGUGAGAGGACGAAGAGGCAAGAGGACUCUGGUCCACCCCUGCCACCUGGUUCUUGUGCCCACAGAGGCCUGCAGAAAGUCAGCAGACCCUUUGUGGUGCAACUCAACUGGAGAGGCUCCUCCCACAAGGCAGGUGUCUGGGGUCGAGACUCAGGACCCAAUCCAGACUCUUCCCUCUACUGGGUGGCCCCUCUGAGUUCAGAUGAUAGGUACUUUGACUCCUACCGGCUGUACAAGUCCUAUGAUGACCUGGUACUGAUGAAGAACUAUAAGGAGUGGACAAUGGGCUAUGGUGAUGGCAGUGGUAAUACUGUGUAUGAAAACUUCAUGUACUUUAAUUACUAUGGCACACAUGACAUUGCCAAGGUGAAUCUUUCCUCCAACACCCUGGUGCUACAACGCCCAUUGCCCAGCGCCACCCACAACAACCGCUUCUCCUAUGCUGGUGUGUCCUGGAAAGACAUAGAUUUUGCUGGUGAUGAGAAGGGGCUGUGGGUCCUUUACGCCACUGAGGAAAGCAAAGGCAACCUGGUUGUGAGUCGUCUCAAUACCAGCAACUUAGAAGUGGAGAAAACCUGGCACACCAGCCAGUUUAAGCCAGCUUUGUCAGGAGCCUUCAUGGCCUGUGGAGUGCUCUAUGCCAUACGCCCACUGAGCACCCGCCAAGAGGAGAUCUUCUAUGCUUUCGAUACCACCACAGGGCGGGAGCACCAUCUCAGCAUCCUGCUGGAUAAGAUGCUGGAAACUCUGCAUGGCAUCAAUUACUCUCCCUUGGAUCAUAAGCUUUAUGUCUAUAAUGAUGGUUACCUGGUCUAUUAUGACCUCAGCUUCCGGACACUGAAGCACAGGCCAGCUAGAAAGGUCUCUUGGCUUUCUACUGAACCAAAUCCUGUCAUUCCCAACAAAACUUCCAGGCCCUGA